Coniophora puteana RWD-64-598 SS2 is the source of this 2469-nucleotide messenger RNA. RefSeq lists its product as uncharacterized. Gene Ontology annotation, cellular component: fungal-type vacuole; membrane. Gene Ontology annotation, molecular function: ATP binding; ABC-type peptide transporter activity. The transcript has 24 exons. Gene Ontology annotation, biological process: transmembrane transport. The coding region runs from base 1 to 2469 and encodes 822 amino acids. Lineage: Eukaryota; Fungi; Basidiomycota; Agaricomycetes; Boletales; Coniophoraceae. The record is from RefSeq and is a predicted model, not a curated record.
AUGGCCUUGCGCGGCGGCAGCGGCCCAUUCGAUGUCUCCGAGCCCUGCGUCCGCCAUACGUGGGCCGCCCUCUUCCCCGCCUCCCUUCGUCCUCCUCUGCGCUGGCUCCCUGCCCCUGCCCCUUCCUGCGUUCGUCAAUUGACGGAUUUUGGACACGCAAGGCGCCAAGGCACGCUCAAUGAAGACGUCUGGGAUCUCAACCCGAUUCUCCAGUCUCGCCCGGCCUUCCUUCGUUUCGAUUCUGUUCCCCACUCCUCGCCUUCCCAGCGUCUUUGGGCUGCCAGUAUCCUCGAUUCAAUAUUGGGUUCUACCUUAACAAUCCUGACUAUCACCGUUAACUAUGCGUCUGCAUUCUUCCUCAAGCUCAUUCCCGAUGUUGUCGCACACAGAUCCGCAGAGAACCAGUCCCGGGCGUUCAUCUACACACUCCUCACGUCCCUGUGUGCUGUUCUCAUGGCCCAAGCAGACGCCCAGUACCUCCGGUUCAGCUACCAUGCCGCGAUGCGCAUCCGCGUCGGACUCGUCGGCGCUAUGUACGACAAGACACUCAAGCGCGUCAAUACUCGGGCAUCGCCGACAAGUCCGAGCAGGCCGCUGGCGCCGAGUUCGCUGCCGAUGCGAAGGGCAAGAACGGGAAGGGCUAAGGGUCCAAGGGGCCGAGUGUGUAUACGGGUGCGGGCAGGGUCGAGCCGCUCUCGAGUGUGGAUGUGGGUGAUGGUGAAUUUGAUGGCUGUCGACGUGAAUAGGGCGACUACGGUGGUGUCGAGUCUCUUUAUGUUCUACGGAGCGCCCAUCGAGAGCAUUAUGGUGAACGUCCUCCUCUACCACGUCAUGGACUGGUCUGCCUUCGCGGGCACCGUCUUCCUCCUCGCAGGCUGCCCGCUCAACUCUUCCUUUGCGAAGGAGUUGGCAUGGAUCGUGAAAGCACGGAUCAACUCGGUUUUCUUUUCGGUGAUCUGGGCGAGCGCACCCGCUCUAGUGUCGCUCAUGUCGUUCUUCACGGACGUUUAUCGGUGGAAGGGGCUCACUGCCUUCAUUGUAUUCACGGCUUACUUUGAACGCGUUCCCGACGUUCACCCUCCAAAUUCUCCAGUCAAGAAUGGCAAGCAUAAGGCAAACAGCAGCAAUAUCAACAGUAACGGAUCAUCCUCGUUGCCGCACAAGGAUGGCCAGGCGUCCGAAAGCGACGCCGCGACGAUGACGUUGGCGGAGUCUGCGUCUGUCGCGGAGAGCUUGCUGCAGGACCAUCGAUUCGUACUGCAGGACCUCAACGCCAGCUUCCCCGACAGCAAGCUGACGGUGACCCUGGACCCGACUGCGAGUGGGAAGACGGCUUUACCUAUGGAACCCCUCGGCAAAAUGUCCCUCACCCAGUGCAAGCUGCAGACGUCGAAGAACAUACAGCGCGUCGACGUGUUUAGAGACACUCAUGUUGCUCUUGCGAAAGCGGUGUAUGUGAGAGCGAAGUAUGUUCUCUUGGACGACCCUUUGGGUGCGGUAAUUGUCGUUACCCAUUGCGUCGGGCUGGUCUUGCCAAGAACCUACUACUUCGUUCAUAACAUCGCUCAAGGCUCCGCAACGGAAGCUAGGGAAGAAAAACCAGUCAUCGCUUUGGACCUUAUCUCGGCCGAGAGCCUUGUCAUAAAGGAGCGGCAAGACGACGCUCGCGAUGAAUAUUUUACGCUUCGCGGAUCCCGCGAGCGGACGCAUCGUGAUCGAUGGGAUUGGUUUUUCAAAGAUCAGCUUCGUUCAUGUUUGACCUCCAUGCCCCAGGACAAUACGUUGCUCUCCGGCACUUUGAGGGAAAUUUUGGAUCCCUUCAAUGAGCACGAAGACUUCAAAUAUCUCAAGGUUUUGUGCCAUAUUCGGAUGUUUACCGAGAGCGCCCACCAGUCCCAGCGGACUUGCGCUCCAUCGCGUGCCCCGUCCCCUGCAUCGUCUUCGCAUAGUGUUCAGCUCGACGAGGCUGCCUCAGUCGUGUCUGUUUCACCCACGAGAUCGAUGCCAAGUCUAGUUGUUGCAGCUAUACGUCUGGCCACCGUUGACGUUCAUUAUGAUUUGCAGUUGCUUGUCGCUUGCACAGUCAUCAACUAUGACCAGCUGGUCGUCCUCGACAAGGGCAAGAUCGCCAGGAUCGACACACUAAUGAACCUGAAGCAGAAAGAGAAUCAUAUGUCUCAAGGGUGCAAAGACGAAGACUUGGGCAAGCUCGUCCAAAACGCCAAAACAUGCCGGUAUGGUGCCAAUGGUAGCGGGAGAGAAACCCAGGCCACUGCUACUCGUAGAAGUGGAGCAGAAAAGAGCUUUCAGGGUUGCAAGUGCGGCUUCAACAGCUCCGAGAAGGUUGUUGUUUACGAUGGGGAUAGGGAUGGAGGGAGCAAGGAGGGCACGCAGAGAAUCUGCCAAUGGAGUUCAGCUUUGGACUUCAAGAAGGAGGAAGAGCGCAACGAGAAGCGCGAAAAAAGAUAA